AGGUGGGUGCUAUGGCAACGCGGGAGGUAAACGGGAGGAGGCCGUGGCAGCGGGCGUCGUGAGGGGAGGCCACGGCCGGGAGCGGCACCGGCACCCGGCGCAGGCACGUCUUGCGGUGGUAAAGGAAAUUUCAAGGGCUUUGCUGAAAAGCUCAGAGUUCUGGAAUCUGGCAGAGUCAGUAGAUGACUUCAGAGGUGAUUGUCUGCAAAAAAAACACUUUUAGGGUCCGUCCUCAGGGCUUGACGUGGAGUCCCUCCACUCAGUGAAAGGACAUAGCCAUGGUAAUACGGGUUUGAUUCUUUUGAAGUCUACUGAUGCCACUUUUUAAGGAAAUGGAGUUAAUAUCCAAGAGGUUCUUUCCCAAGGCUGCAGGACACAAACUGACCUGCCCAAAUUCACGUUUCGUGCAAGCAGUUAAAACUAGCAAACCCAAGCGUGGCAAAAGCAAAAGCUCCAAAAAGAAAGUAAAGAAGGUGGAGAAGGAAGUGGAUAUCCUCAGCCCAGCUGCCAUGCUCAACGCCUACUACAUCUGCAACAGUGCCGCUGCCUGCCUGGAGUUUCGGGGCUUUGCCUGGCCUGGCUCCCCCAGAAAGAGGGGGAAGAAAGGAAAGAAACGGGCGGCUGGAAAGCAAAGGACUUCAUGAAAACCAGGCUCCCCAGUGAAGAAGAGACUUUUUUGCAGAUUAAACUCGUACUGACCUCUCCACUGGUUAGCUCAAAUAUUUUGCCAUAAUCACUGUUGUGUCCGUACAAAGACACUCUUAUAUAGCCCAAGCAUAGAGUGACAAAUGGUAAGUGACACUGUGCCAUUGUAAUUUCAGCUGUGGCCCUUCGCCCUCCAGUUUUGUGUGGAAUGAAGCAUCACGCCUCAGCAUCCAAAGGGUUUGUAGUGGGGUUUGCUUUACCCACACCGCGGCCAUUCUUUUACGGAUGGGUCGUGCUCCCCAGUAGCAUUGGUGUACCUCCAGCUGGUUUAACCAGCGCUGGUGGAAACUUGAGCUCAGAAAGUGGAUACCAUGGUAAGAUUGACAUUGUUAAGUAUGAUUUCUAUAACAUCAGCUUAUCUGAGAGUCACCCAGCGCUCCCUCUCUGGGUCAACAAAGAGCCAUGCGAAGUCAUCUGUGUAUGUGUGCGAUUCACCUUGUUCUGAAGGAAAUGGCUACGUUUGGUCGGAUAAGCAGUACCUGAAGCUCCAGUGAAUUACCACCAGCUCUCCUUUGGCUGUAGUUAAAAUCUGGAGAUCUAGCUUAAAUGUUGUCAGUGAUGGUGUUACACACAGUUGGAGGUGAUGAUGAACCCCCCCACCAGGUCUCCCCUUACAGUAAUUGGUCUUAGUCCAAACAUCCUGGCUAGAGACCACAAGCUUGGUGUUAUGGUUCAGGGUUUUCCACUCUAUUUCCUCCCCAUGUGUUUAACACAGCCCCUGGUAAAUUGUGAAGCAGCAUGUCAAGCGAAGUUGUACAUCUCGCCCAGAUUUUUACACCGACUGGAAGGAUGCAGUGGAGUGGCUGAGAGGGGUGAGGAUGUGUCCUGAACUGAUGCAGGCUAUGGAGAGAUGGGAAGGAAUACAAGAGGGCUGGAAUCUCGGCGAAAGAGCUGGGAAAAGAGAAUCCACAAUGGGCUAGAGCUGCUGGGAGAUGUCCCAGUUCUCCAGGACACCCAAGGGACUGCGAGCAUGCAAGACCGCUCUCUGCACCAAGCGGCACUGUGACGUGCACAGGAAGUCUCACAUCAGAAUUGCAGUUGGUUUCUCAGGGCUGAACAUCUGUGGUGCCGGUCUGGCAGAGCAGCGAGCCGGCCCUCAGGGCCAUUUCUGAUUGCCUUAACUGCAGGAGGAGGUGCAGCACCUUUUCGACUUCCAGGUAACUUUAUGUUACGGAUAACGGAACAGUCAAUUACAAUGUGAUCAACCCAAACCGAUAAAGGCCUAUAAAGCCUCACCCUGUUUCUCCAUCUUAAAAUUUUCCCUCUAUGAAGAGGUCUUAACCUGGUAAAAUCACAGUUUUGCAGCAUUGCUUGUAGGCCAGCUACUAUCAUGUAGGCUACUGUGCUGCUCCACUGAAUUUGUUUCAUCUACGUGUCAAGAAAAUCAUGCUGGGUAUCCUUUUUCCUUGCUAAUUAGUCUGUUGUUGGCAUGUUCUGCUGAAUCAGAGCUGUGGUUCGCAGUACCAGUUUGUUCUAUGUUGUGCAUCAACGUAUCUUCCUCAGCGUUUACUCAAGUUCUUGCUUCCCCGUCACCCACCAGGAAGUCUCAGGUCACGGCAUAGACUUGCAACUAUUUCCUCCAAGUGAUACUUGCGUUCUAAAGCAAGAAAUCCCUUGUGAGUGACCUCUGUGUUUAGCAUCUUGAGCUAAACAUUAAAAAAAAAAAUUUAAAAAAAAUCAUUCCCUUUUUGUGUGAUAGAUUUUCUCCAUGAAGCGUUAAGGGACAAAGGUUUCCGAGCACUGAGGUAGGAACUGCUUAACAUGAUGGGGCAGCCCCCUACCAUCACUGUCCGGUUGGGUCCUAGGGUCAGUUUCCAGAAAUGGAAGAGCAGUACAAUCUCCUGCCAAGAUGAAGAACUCAGUUUAACAGCAAUUGCACGCAGAGCAGGUGUUUGGGGAAGGAACUUCCUUCUGGGCAACUUAGUCUCCAGCUACCUAUCGCAGCAUCGUGCGCAGUUUCCUCUGAAGCAGCUGUUAUCUGACCGGCGUGGGAGGCAGCGUGCCACGCAAGACAGGCAAGUGGUCUGAUCUGAUACGAUGGUUACCAGUAAGCAAAGCCAUUUUUACAUCCGUGAUAGACCAGAGCUACAAUGAUUUUAAAGACUCCAAAGCAAAGUCUUUAGUAUGCAAAAAAUACUGGAACAAAUAGUGAAAUAUCAUUAUAUAUUCUCUCUUUAAAAAAAUGAAACUAAAUCUGAUUUCUGCAUGAUGCAAUUGAGCACACCGGAUGGUAACCAGCGAAGUGCAAAGGACAAAGACUCUGCUUUCUAGUGUAUCUGAAAAGUUGCCAUUCAUUUCUUUGACAACAGAUGAGACAACCCUUCCAACCAUCCCAAACUGAAAAAUGAAACACUUAUUUUUUCCCUUUUUCCCUUUUACCUCCCUCACGCCUUGAUCCAUCGCAAUGUUGCAUGUAAUUCAGGCUCCCUGGGGGUUAAUAAAGACCAACAGACAGCUCUAAAGAAAAGUUUGGACUUCAAAUGGCUCAAUUCUGUAUUUGAAUGUGUUGCUUUAGAGUGCUGUGGGCUGUGCUGCUGAUUUCUAAGGGAAAGUCUUUGUCUCAAGUGGAUGUGACUUUGCAGGGAGUCUCCGCUGCUGCGGGAUGACACUUGCAGAUAUUUCUAUUUUAUCACAACCUGUAAGAGUUUGAUUCUGUGACGGGCUUUCCGGCCUGCUGCGUUGCAGAAUUUAUAAGCUGGGUUUAUGGUGAAUAAAGCCUGUUCUGCUCAAAUCCACAAAGAAUCUUUUGAGGGGAAACUGCAAUCUGGAGAGGCUCUUUCAGGCACAGUGCAAGGGAACUUUGCGGUGCUAUGUGCGUCACCUCUUGCAGGGAGUUACAAUUUUCUACUAUUAGGGCUUCCUUCGUUUUGCCGUUACCGAGCAGUUGAGCGCAGUGUGCCGCUUUGAGUACGCGAGGUUAACGUUUCCUGUAGGAAGUUGUAUACCAAAGCCCCACUGUUAAAAAUACACUGGAUGUUGAUGUGCAUGUUUCUGGGCGGGGAGGGGAGAGCCACAGGACUCUUGUCUGAUGUUAGUGAUGGCUAUAAAUAUAUAUAAAAAGUUUAAAAAAAGGUAUCAUUCACCACAUAUGGUAGUAGAAUAUUUCAAGCUGUAUGUGAACAGCUUCCUUUCUUUACUCUUUCCUUCACUCAGCAUUUCUGUAUUGCCUGGUAUCUCCUAGGAAGUUAUUUUCAUAUGAAGAAAAGCAUUGUGGACCUUUAUGAUGCAUAAGAAAAGCCCGAGAAGUGGCACAUACCCUUUUGUCUCAUUUCUCAUUUAAAGAAAUGCCCUGGCUCUUAUUUCCCAACGUCAGGGGAGGAUAGCUGAGGGACUCUUUUGCUCAUAAAUGGUAUCUCCAUAACAAAGAGGUUACUGUGGUGAAUUUUUAAAGAAAAACUUCCAUCCAAAAGGCAUAUUAGACAUUGUCACUAAAUAGUGUCAGCGGAAGUAAAUAAAAUAAAGCUUUCAGUAGGUUAACUCCUGUCUCAUUUGCUCCUUUUUCACUGCCGUGGUUCCCCACUGCCAUUUCAGAUGUCCUCCAGGAACAGAGAGAGUCCAAUUUCACUGUCUUUUUUAUAAACCUUUCUCUUUCAAGCUUUGUGUUAAAAAAAACCACACUAAAACAAACA
Chroicocephalus ridibundus (black-headed gull) is the source of this 4334-nucleotide messenger RNA. RefSeq names its product small lysine rich protein 1 (gene SMKR1). The coding region runs from base 315 to 644 and encodes 109 amino acids. The transcript is spliced from 4 exons. Lineage: Eukaryota; Metazoa; Chordata; Aves; Charadriiformes; Laridae. The record is from RefSeq and is a predicted model, not a curated record.